Molecule: messenger RNA, 2142 nt
Organism: Postia placenta MAD-698-R-SB12
Lineage: Eukaryota; Fungi; Basidiomycota; Agaricomycetes; Polyporales; Adustoporiaceae
Exons: 7
Coding region: 1-2142 (713 amino acids)
Source: RefSeq, a predicted model, not a curated record
AUGGACCACACAGCAACUCAUCAGAGUCCCGUCGACAAACCCGACACUCGAUUCGAACCGACGGAGAAUCUUGCUACCGCACCAGACGGCAAUCCCCUUCUCCAGACUGACGCAGAUGUCAUCGCGCAGACCGUCGAGCUUCCGCCCGACCCAGACAAGAGCAUCGACGUCCAGCUCGACCUUAAGGACCCCGAGAUUAGGGACGUCGGUUGGAACAGGGAUCUCGCGCACCUUCCUCCAACCGUCGUGAACGGCCUCUCGAAUGAGGACCUCUUCGCCCUCGUUCGGCGCUUUAAUAAGCAAGUAUUUUACGUGAAGGCGAUCCCGCCGCCCCCUCCGGGUCAUCUCGACCUCGACAUUUCAGAGGAUGAAGAGUUCUCCCCGGACAAGCUUCGUGCACACUUGGAGCGUUUAUAUGUGACAGUCAUUGUAGGCAUGGCUGCGUCGGGGAAGCAUAUAGCCCGUAUCCGCUCGUGGAAUGAGCCAUUGCGCACAGCGUGCUUCUGCAUGGUACGUUCCUUCGCUCAAUAUGCCUACCACCUUGCAUGGUUCAGCAACAACCUCGGCGCGCUCCUCAGCCUCACGCUCAUCGCGCUCAUCCUCCAUCCUCCCGCCCGCAAAAUUCUCUUCCCACCUGCCCCACUGGCCGCCGUCAGCGCAUCUACUGGUAACCUCCAGGUGCCCCGCGCAGGGACGAUUGGCAGCAAAGACAGCCUCUCCGGCGCGCCUGAGGCGCAUAAGGGCGAAGCUGUCGAGCAAGAGGCUACUAACUUCGUUUCCGGCUUCGCCUCGCUCGCCGUCGGCGCAGCCACCGGGCAAAAGGAGGCACCACAUGUCGAGCAGGGAGCAGUCGGCGUGGGCGCCGCGCUGCCUGAUCCGACACGCCUUGUCGCAGAGACAGCAGACGCCAAGCAUGUCGCACAGGGGGCUCGCGCGGAUGGGAAGCACGAUGCGACAAAGCAACAUGUACAAGCUGCGAUAUGGGAGAAGGCACGCCCCGCAAUGCGUGCGCUCGCAGAUAUCACGGAUACGUGGGAGCGCUUUGCAAACGUGUUGUCGCCGACGCCGCCAUUCUCGCAUGCACCAAGGCUCCGGCUCGCUGUGCUCGUGCUCCCAUUACUACUUGCGACAACAGUGUUUAGGUCUGAGAUAUUCGUCAAGGCUGGGUCGUUCGGAUUGGGCUUCGCGUUGUUCGGCCAGCCACUCAUCUCACGCGGCGCACACUGGCUCACGCACCGGUUUCCAAACUGGCGCGAGAUGUUGCAGUUGCGUAGAUCGAUUCUCAAGGGCGUUCCAACAAACGCGCAACUCACCCUCACGUUGCUACGCAUCGCGGAAGAGAGCAAGACGCCUCUCCCACCCCCGCCUCCGACGAAUGGCAUAACGGAAGAGCCUGAGGAACAUCCGGACGGCAUCGAGGCUGCAGUCCGUGAGCACGACGACAUGGAGUUCGACACGUCGAACUACGAUGUCGAAGGUGUGGAUGCACACAUGGCCAUAGGCGAACACGCUGAGAAUGCUGCAACAGGCGAGGAUGGGAAGCCAAGGCCCCGACUAGCUAGCAAGCUCGCCCGCGCGCUCAAGGGCACGGGCAAAGCCGCGGUCAGCAGCGCGCUGGGCAUCGACCAUCUGAAGGCGCGGCUAGGAUCCGAGGCGGCAAAGCGCCGCCUGGGCGCGGUACCCGACGACAGUCCUGGGACGACCACAGAAGGGAGCGCCGGAAACAGGGCGGGCGCGGGCGAUGGACCGACGGCAUGGGCUGCGCGCUGGCACGGAAAGCGCGGCUACAUCGUGCUUGUGACCAGCGCGGCGUCGCCGUUCGUGGCGUUUGUGAAGGAGAAGGAUAUCAACAAAAACUUGAUUGGUCUCGCACUGCCAAAGGGCAUCAGCGGAUCGGGAGCGAACGCACCUACAGCCGCGUUCUCGGUCGCACUGGCGGAGGUUCAGGGACUGAAGAAGGUUGGUGGGUAUGGAUGGAAGGGGAAGAUGGUCAUCGGGUACGUGCUACAGCGCGAGGUGUUAGAUGGGCUCGAGAUCGAAGAUGAGGAUGGGAAGACGUGGACUAUGACGGCCAUCAAGGGGCGGGACGAGCUGUUCAAUAGGCUGAUCGCUGUGGGCGGGCAUAAGUGGGAGUGUCGAUGA